CUUUCCCACACAUGUAAACACAUUGUACUGGUUCCAGGUCGCUUCUUGCCGCAUAAAUGCCGAAACUUCACCGCGAAGCUCCGGGUUUCGUUGCCGUCCGCGUCUGCGUCCAUUGCUAGGCGAUGGACGGGCAGCAGACACAGGUGAGCGACGAAGAACCCAAAGUCCUGCGAGAAGACACCCGGAGGAGGAGGAGAAAGAAGGCCAUCUCGUCGUCCUCCGGCGCCUCCAUGGAUCAGAUCACUGUCGAGUUCGUCCUGCCCACGGCGGCGCGCGGCGGAAGCGGCCCCGACACUCUGCCGCUGGAGGUCGCUGGGAACUGGACGGUGGAGCAGGUGAAAGCUCAGGUGUGGCUGAAGGCGGUGACUUUAAACCUCUGCCCGGACUUCUACCAGCGGUUUUCCCCCGACCACUGCAUCCUGCUCUACCAGAAGAAAGGCAACGUGUGUGAGAUCUACGACAAGCACCAGGUGUUCCAGACGCUGGACUGCAUCCGUUACUGGAGAGCCCUGAAGAAGGACGUGGGGCGGAUCCAGCUGGUCCCCCGUCCGCAGCCCUCCGACGAGUCCCUGCAGUACCAGCGCUACCUGAACUACCUGAUCGGCUACGACGUGACCGACGUGAGCAACGUGCACGACGACGAGCUGGAGUUCACCCGCAGGAAGCUGCUGACGCCGCGCCGCAUCGAGCUGUCCGACCGCGACGCUAAACUCUACUCCAUGGACCCCUGGGUGACCCGCAAGCCGCUGCCUGAGCACCUGCUCACCAAGGUCAGCAACGCUCACGUCCUGAUGGUGAUCCACAUCCGCACGGCCAGCCAGACCAUCAAGGUCUCCAUCGACGACACGCCGGCGCAGGUGUUGGUGAGCUUUUUCGCCAAGACGGCGAACAAGAGAGUUUUGCUGGGCAUCCCCGACAGCAUGUGUGAGGCCGACUUUGUGCUCCGUGUGUGUGGAAGGGAGGAGUACCUGUACGGGGAUGAACCGCUUCAGGACUUCAACUGGAUCCGUCAGUGUCUGAAGAACGGGGACGAAAUCCACCUGGUUUUGGAGAUGCCCCCUGACACAGACCUGGAUCUGGUCCAGAAGGAGGACUGGGCACAAGUGGAUGACUGCACCGGAGUCGCAGGUACCCAUGAGCAGUUGACCAUCGACGAGAAGGACCAUGAGCGGGUGUUCACCAUCUCUAUGUGGGACUGUAACAGGAAGUUCAGAGUGAAGGUGCUGGGUAUCGACAUCCCAUCCCUUCCCAAAAUCCCAGAGUUCAUUGUCUUCAUAGAAGCGAGCAUCUUCCACGGCCAACAGCUUCUGGCCCAGGAGAGGACGUCCUCUAAAACAUUCAGCGAAGAAGUGCUGUGGAACUGCUGGUUGGAGUUUAACAUUAAGAUCAAGGACCUGCCGAAGGGAGCGCGACUCAACCUCCAGGUGGUUUGUGGGAAGCAGCCCCUGACGCCAAACUCCAAGGGAGCCUCCACCUACCAGGAUAAUACAGCCGGAACGGGCGGCCAUGACGGGAAGACCAAGAGCCGCCUCCUGUACUACGUCAACCUGCUGCUGAUCGACCACCGCUCCCUGCUGCGCCAGGGCGAGUUCAUCCUCCACAUGUGGAAGAUGCCGGAGAAAAGCGAGGAGAGCAGCAGCAGCAUCAACGCGGACAAGCUCACCUCCGCCACCAACCCGGACAAGGCCUCCGCCAUGGCCGUCGCCAUCCUGCUGGACAAGUACUGCUACCCGGUGGUGCUGCCCAAGAGCCGCAACGCCGGGAACCGCGACGACGGGGGCCGCGACGCCGGGGGCGAGGAGGCCGAGGGGGGCGAGCGCGGCCAGAGGGAGAUGCCCAACCACCUGAAGAAGCAGUUCGCGGCCAUCGUGGCCACCGACCCCCUGCACCCGCUCAGCCCCGAGGACAAAGAGCUGCUGUGGCACUUCAGGCACGAGUGUAUACGCGACCCCAGGGCCUACCCAAAGCUCCUGGGCUCAGUCAGGUGGGGAAGACAGGAAGACGUGUUGGCGACACACCGGCUGUUGGAGCGCAGCAGCGCGUGGGACAGCAGCGGCUUGGAUGUUGGUCUGGCCAUGCAGCUGCUGGACUGCCACUACUCGGACGCUCAGGUCCGCUCCAUGGCCGUCAGGAAGCUGGAGACUCUGGAGGACGACGACGUGCUCCGAUACCUCCUGCAGCUCGUACAGGCGGUCAAGUUUGAGCCGUACCACGACAGCGCCCUGGUCAGGUUCCUGCUGAAGAGAGCUCUGAGGAGUAAGCGCAUCGGUCAUUUUCUCUUCUGGUUCCUGCGCAGUGAGAUCGCCCAGUCCAUGCAUUACCAGCAGAGGUACGCCGUCCUGCUGGAGGCCUACCUCAGGGGCUGUGGUGAAGACAUGCUGCAGGACUUCAGGAAGCAGGUGGAGAUGACGGAGGCUCUGCAGAAAGUCACCCGUGAGAUGAAGGCCAUGUCCGCCGACAAGUGUGACAUCACUGCACAAGUGGUGUUCCAGUUGCGUCAGAAGCUGGAGACGCUGCAGUUGUCCGGUCUGCCGGAGAGUUUCAGAGUCCCUUACGAUCCUGGACUGAGAGCUGGAGCCUUGAUGAUCGAGCAGUGCAAAGUGAUGGCCUCCAAGAAGAAGCCGCUGUGGCUGCAGUUCAAAAGGGCCGACCCCACCACUCUGUCCAGAGACCCCAUCGGCAUCAUCUUCAAAGACGGCGACGACCUCAGACAGGACAUGCUCAUCCUGCAGAUCCUGCUCAUCAUGGAGUCCAUCUGGGAGACCGAAACACUGGAUCUGUGUCUGUUGCCGUACGGCUGCAUCUCCACCGGGAACAGAAUCGGUAUGAUUGAGAUCGUGAAGGACGCCACCACCAUCGCCAACAUCCAGCAGAGUGUCGUGGGAAGCACCGGGGCGUUUAAAGAUGAAAUCCUCUCCCAGUGGCUGCGGGACAAGUGUGUCAGCGAGGACAAGUUCCAGCAGGCGGUGGAGCGCUUCCUGUACUCCUGCGGUGGCUACUGCGUGGCUACCUACGUUCUGGGUAUUGGGGAUCGCCACAAUGACAACAUCAUGAUCACUGAAUCUGGGAAUCUCUUCCACAUCGACUUCGGUCACAUCCUGGGCAAUUACAAGAGCUUCAUGGGGAUCAGUAAGGAGUGGGUUCCCUUUGUGCUCACGCCAGACUUCCUGUACGUCAUGGGAACGUCAGGAAAGAAAAGUAGCCCCCACUUCCAGAAAUUCCAGGACGUGUGUGUGAAGGCUUACCUCGCCCUUCGGCACCACACCAACCUGCUCAUCAUCCUCUUCUCCAUGAUGCUGAUGACCGGCAUGCCCCAGCUGACCAGCAAGGAGGACAUCGAGUACAUCCGAGAGGCGCUGACUGUCGGCCGCAGCGAGGACGAGGCGGAGCGCCACCUACUGGACCAGAUAGAGAUCUGCAGGGAAAAGGGCUGGAUGGUGCAGAUCAACUGGUUUGUUCACCUGGUGCUGGGGAUCAAGCAGGGUGUGGAGAAAAGGUCCACUUAGGACUUUAGGCUUAUCGGCUUGUUUUUUUAGUAUUUGAAGUCGAACAGCAGAAGAAGGGACAAUCUGGAAAGCUUUAGAAUUUAGAAAAUAUAAAUAUGUUUUUAGGGAGAAUAACGAGAGCAGGUGAUUGGACAAUCAUUUCAACUCUGGAGAAAGGCUGGAACUUUUAAAAGCAAAGCCAUGCCCAUUUUAACCUGUGACGCGGCAUGUAUGCAGACAAGAUGCAUACAUGCUAAACUGAAUGUAGUUAUUAAUAAUUAUGCAAAAGUGGCUGUUUUCUUUGAACUGCCUCGACCAAGUCAAACAUUCACACCAAACCCAAUCACAUUUACAGAGAGGUUUUUUCUCUCUGUGAAUAAGAACACUAGAGAAUAAAAGCCAAACCAGAGGAAGGAAUCGGAUCUCGACGCGCGUCUAUUUUCAUCCUUUUACAAACUCAAACCACUUCCUGUUUCUAGUGUUCAUUUCCUGCUGAGGAAACACAUUUCUCUCACAUUUCCUUCUCAUUGUUUGUUGCAUUCUCUCUGAGGCGCUACACUGUGUGGUAGAUUGAGUAUUGAAGGAUCUGUUAGAAAAAAUGAUUUCAAAACAUGAAUUAUGUAUUAAAAGUCCAAUGUGACCGUGCUAAUUUAUAACUGCUGUAAAAGACCGUUGUUAAAGGUUCUACUUCCUGGUCUAUCGGCGACAUUUAGCACAUGCUGGUCAGUGCUGUAGUCACGUUUAAUAGGAUGGUGUAAUUCAUAUAUUUUGGGGGUUUGUCUACGACAAUGAUUUUUCAUAUUUUAAGAAGAAUAAGCAAAGUUAAAAUAAUUCUUUACAAGAUUACUGGAUCUCAGUAUUAUAACUGUUAUGUCAGAUAAUAUAUUUGCCAGUAAACAUGCCAACAUUAUAAUUAUGCCCGUAAGCAACAAGUCAACAAGUUCUCUCUCAAUCUUUUUGUCGAAAUGAGUCCUGAUUGAGGAGAGUUUAACAGACGAGGUAAAACCAAACCCACAAUGGAAUUAUGGGAUGUAGUAACCAUCUCAGAUUAUGGUUAUGUUAAAUAGGAGCAUAAACCAUUUCUCAGUCGGAGAUGAAAGCUGAUGAAAACAAGCAUCAGCAGUUUGAAAUAUGUUUAAAGCUUUCAUAAAAACGUGUAUGAAACCUUUUUCCUUUCCUUUUGUACCUUUUGUGAUUUUGAAAAUAAAAUGUAUUGACAUCAGACUAUUAAA
Molecule: messenger RNA, 4717 nt
Organism: Cyclopterus lumpus (lumpfish)
Lineage: Eukaryota; Metazoa; Chordata; Actinopteri; Perciformes; Cyclopteridae
Gene: pik3cg
Product: phosphatidylinositol-4,5-bisphosphate 3-kinase, catalytic subunit gamma
Exons: 24
Coding region: 123-3506 (1127 amino acids)
Biological process (GO): phosphatidylinositol-3-phosphate biosynthetic process; phosphatidylinositol-mediated signaling; cell migration
Cellular component (GO): cytoplasm; plasma membrane; phosphatidylinositol 3-kinase complex, class IB
Molecular function (GO): 1-phosphatidylinositol-4-phosphate 3-kinase activity; 1-phosphatidylinositol-3-kinase activity
Source: RefSeq, a predicted model, not a curated record